CGAAGUUGUUCCGCGCUGGGCAGCGGGGCUGGCGGGCGGACCGGGCCGGGCCGGAGGAGAAGUUUUCGCUGCGGCUGCUGAGCGAGGGUGCGGGCCCCCGCAAGCAGUGCACGCCCGCUGCCAUGGCUUUCCGUAGGAGGACGAAAAGUUACCCACUCUUCAGCCAGGAGUUCGUCAUCCACAACCAUGCAGACAUCGGCUUCUGCUUGGUGCUCUGCGUCCUCAUCGGGCUUAUGUUUGAGGUCACAGCCAAGACUGCCUUCCUAUUUAUCUUACCUCAGUAUAACAUUAGUGUGCCUACAGCAGAUAGCGAGACAGUCCACUACCACUAUGGCCCAAAGGACCUGGUCACCAUCUUGUUCUACAUCUUCAUCACCAUCAUCUUGCAUGCUGUGGUACAAGAGUACAUCUUAGACAAAAUCAGCAAACGGCUUCAUCUCUCCAAGGUCAAACACAGCAAGUUCAAUGAAUCUGGACAACUGGUCGUCUUUCAUCUCAGCUCGGUGGUAUGGUGCCUCUACGUGGUGGUAACGGAAGGAUACUUAACGAACCUGAGAAGCCUCUGGGAAGAUUACCCACAUGUGUACCUCUCCUUCCAGGUGAAGUUUUUCUACUUGUGUCAGUUGGCCUACUGGCUGCAUUCGCUACCUGAACUUUACUUCCAGAAGGUACGGAAGGAAGAAAUCCCCCGCCAGCUGCAGUACAUUAGCCUGUACCUGCUUCACAUUGCUGGGGCAUACCUCUUAAACUUGAGCCGCCUGGGCCUCAUCUUGCUGCUGCUGCAGUACUCAACGGAGUUCCUCUUCCACAUGGCUCGACUCUUCUACUUCGCAGAUGAGAACAACGAGAGGCUGUUUAACGCCUGGGCUGCUGUGUUUGGGGUCACACGCCUCUCCAUCCUCACUCUCGCCGUGUUGGCCAUUGGCUUUGGAUUGGCUCGGGUGGAAAACCAGGUGUUCGACCCUGAGAAAGGGAACUUUAACACCUUGCCUUGCAGGCUCGGCAUGCUGCUGCUGGUGUGUGUUGCCCAGGCCUGGCUCAUGUGGCGCUUCAUCCACUCGCAGCUGCGGCACUGGCGGGAAUACUGGAAGGAACAGAGCGCUAAGCGCAGAGUCCCAGCUGCCUCCAGGCUUCCAGCCAGGCCCAUCAAGAGGGAACCUGGUUACCAUGAAAACGGUGUGGUGAAAGCAGAGAAUGGAACCUCCCCACGGACUAAGAAACUCAAGUCUCCCUAAGGCCAAAGUGCUGAGAACGGGAUCCACUGGUUGAGGGCCCAGCGGGAGGUGAGAAGCACUGACUCCAGCUCUGCCUCUCCGUCCUCCUCGCCGUGCUCCGUCUCCAUCAGCAGAAACCUUGGCGUCACGGGGGGGGGGGGGGGGGGUAGCUCUUGACCUUCUUGGCUUUCUCUUCUUCCACAAACCAUUUUCAAUAAAGCCAAAAAUCUUCCUCUCUUGCUCCCUUGAGCCACCUCCUGGCCUCACCUCUGUCCUGUUUUGGGUCUUCUCAGAGGCCUAGAUUUUCCUACAUGUCUUUCUCGCUCACCUCUUUCUCUUCCUUCACGGCUGUUUCUCUUUCUCCUCACUUCCUGACUUCAAUGUGCAAUUCCUCUGAUUUUUUUUUUUUUUUUUACAAUGAGAGGGAGCUAAGAUGGCAGCGGUCCUGUCCGUCAGUCCCAGGACCUGUCUAUCUGGAAGCCCCUUGCCAAGGAGCUUCCCUCAGAGCUGGUGGCAGAUCCUCAGUGGCCUUUGUGUGGAUGGGCAGGAGAGAGAAAGGUCAUCCCUCUUGGAUCACAACAUUCUUGGUGCUGACUGACUGACAAGAUGUAGGAUUCUGGUUCUACACGUCCCAUCCCCAAGUGGUUUGCUUUGGGACACAGUGACUUUAUCCAGAAAGACAGUGUUAAUUAACUUUUGAGUCCCAGGACUCCAAAGAACUUCCAGUGCUGCAUUUGAGUUGGAAACCAGCCUGCCUUCACUCUGGGGGGAUUGUGCUAAGAACAUGCCUUCUUCCCACUUCUACCGCAAGAGCAAAGCAUGGCAGACGGCGGCCUCUCCUGGAAAGGUGGCUUGGCGAGGACAAAAGAGUCCGUCUGGACCUUUCUCCAGCUGUGCCAGCAGCUGGACUUCCUUAACCCGCCCACCAGCAUCCAAAACCAAAACAAACAGCAGUUACAAACCUGCCCAAGAUACGCCGCUCCCAAGUCCAGAAGCAGCCUGCCCAUAUGGGACUGGAUAUGCAUCUAAGACUUCAUCUCCCGACCUGCAGAAACGUGAAGCCUCAAGGCCUCCAGUCCUGUGUGGACCCCUGGUGUCCCCAGGAGGGUCACCUGGCCACCCUUCCUCUGGCUGCACCUGAGUGUUCUUUAAAAUUGUGUCCUUUGCUGACAUUGUCGAGCACACCUAGAGCAUGGUGAUGGGGCAGUGUCUCAGGGUCACUCUUCCGGCUGUGUGAGCAGACACAGUCCUGUCCACAGGAGUCUUCUUCUGACGUCAUAGUAGAGACCAGAGCUUGAAUUUUUGCCCAUAAACAGGGAGAUGGGUCUUCAUCAAGGCAGCUUCCUCUCUCCAAGUCUCUAACAACGUGUGUAAAGUGUAACUUACCAGUAUUUGAGGAAUUUGAUUCCAAACAUCACUGUAGCAUUCUUUUCCCCUCUGUGUCCAGGAUAAGCAUACAGAAUAGGGAUAAGAUUCUCUUGGCUUCUUCUGGGUGCACGUAGGAAGCAAGGCAGAAUUUUGAAAGUACAUUUCUGCAUUCUCUCUCUCUCUCUCUCCUUCCCGGGCUCUUGGCAGCCCUCACAGAGUUGGUCUGGCACUUUUUAGCCAGUGUAGCCCAAUAUUCUGGUUGUGAUUUUAAUUGAGCUCAUGCUUGUGAAACUGCCUAGAGCUGUGUGGAGGUUCAGCCAGCGGUUCCCAAAUCCACCUCACGCCGUUAGUCUAGGUGUCCUCCCGGACCCUCCCCCAGGCUAUGGCACUGGCAGGCCAUUACCAGCUAUUGGCAACAGUUUUGUCGCCAGGCUGGGCUGUUGAUACUUGUGACAAGCAUGUGAUAUGUAGAGGUCUUGCAGAAAGAGGUACAGAGAGCAGGUGACAUUCUGGAUCCAGCAGCCUCGUCACUGUGUGUGGGUUUCUGUUAUUCUCUCCCGGGACACUUGGAGGCCUGACAUGAUGUGGCUUCAUUCCUUAAAUGUCUUGCAAGCUUCCCGUGUUGCUAGUCUGUGGGAUGUAUUAACAGGGACCCAAUAUCUGGAUUGAUGUAGGCUCUUCUAGAACAUAAGAAUUUGGUCAAUGGUAGGAGUUAGGAUAGUGUUCAUUUCCAGAGAAAAGGCCCGAGUCCAACGGCCAUACCUCACCAGCCUCGACUUCAGGGAUGUUUGUUGGCUUAGGAAAACGACAGGCUACUUUCUCAUCCACCCAGGCUCUCUGGAAUCGGUGUUGUAGGAAAGCUAAGACUUUGGUAAGUUGUCACAAAUCAUAUUGCCAGAAUUCCAGUAACCAAGUUCCACAUCAUCCUGUAAGCAUGCAGGCUAGCUUGUACUAAUUUGAGCACCGUGGCCUCAUUCUUCGUUCUUACCAAGUCUCUCCUGUCCCCAAAGUGCCACAACCCUAGUGAAGGACCUGCCACACUCCUCUAUUCUAAGAUGCUCGGCAGCAUCCUCCAAGACCAGAAGAUGCUCUUCUCUACCUCAGCAGCCAUUGCCUGUUUCUCAGCAUCCCUGGGAUGCCAGCAGGCGGGAGUGGCAGGAGUGGUGGAUGGUGAAGUCCCUGCUGCCAGUUGCCCUCCUCAGAGGAUUGAUGAUGGGACGUUUAUUUUUACAAGUUGUCCAGGCAUGGGUGCCUACACUAUGAGUAAGCUCUGUGUGCUCCUCCUACAGCCCAGUGGUUCUGGAGGUUGUGGGAGAGCAGCAGACUAAAGCUAGAAAGGGAGGCUCUCUGCCAGUGCAGUUAGUCCUAUCCCUGUGUGCCUAGAUGGUUAUGGCUAGCACCACCUAACCUGUCUAAGGGUGACCUUAAAUCACUUAAAUUUAGAUGCCUGUGCCCUGGCUAUGGACACCAUGCUUUUGUGGAAUACCUGGGACCGUGUGAGCCCAUGAAGGUAGAUGCCUCCUCCUUUGUCCCCUUUGGCAUUUUUCCUGAGUAGUUAAAAAGGGGCGUGGGGAGCAGAAAGAGUGCAUUCUCCAAAAAACGUCUACAAUGUUCAUGUAAAUUCCCUACAUCCUUAAAGAAAUCCACUGACUCUUUCAGCUAGGGAAGGCCUUUGUAUGUGUUUUUUUGAUGGGCUUCAGCCUUCCCAGCUGGGUUUGCAGAAGUCCGGCAUGGGAGAAAGUAGAGGGUCUAGGUACAGCUAACCUUCUCUGCUUACAGGCCUCCGAGUCUCUAGCAGACAAAUUUACAUUCUUGAUCUCUGCCCUCUGUGCUUCACUGGUGUAGAAUGGACUUAAGUAAGGCCUGUGGGUCAGGACAGUGGGAUGGUCGUCUCCCUUGCACGACCUCCUGAGCUUGCAGCUUCUUUCCUCAAAAGAGGGGCAAUAUUAAUGUCAGAGUUGGAAAUACCCAUAGGCUCCCUCUCCGGCCUUCCGGUAGCAUUAGGAGGACGCUUUCACCAGCCUCUCACCCUUCACCCUGUUGCACAUGCGGACAUUACUUUCAUUGCGCAUCUUUCGAAGCUCCGCAGAUGAGAGGCCAAGUCCUACCGAGCAGCCUCUGUAAACUCUGUUCUUGUUCUUGUCCUCAGCAGGUCCCUGUUCUUUUGUGUAAAAAGUGCCUUAUAAUGCCUUGUGGCCUUCACUGGUACUGUAUGGCCAGCCCCCAACUGCCAGGGCUCUAGGGCUGACUGUCACAUGCAGCCAAUGACACCAUACCUCAGCAUGGCUCCAGGUAAAAGGGACAUGGGUUGACAGUUUUGACCCUCUUCUCCUCACACACAGAUCUCGUGUGUUCUCUUUGUCUCAAGCGUCCCCUUGUCUGUUGCCCUUGGGGUUGGCUGGUGGCUGUGGAAGCUUGGUAGAUGGCCCCACUGCAGGCGCCCAUGUAAUAAGGAAAGCUUGGAGGUUGGGGAGAAGGUCACUUUGUACCUCCACGGCACGCCCCGCUCCUCUGGUCCUCUCACUGCCACCCCAGACUAGAUACAGCAUCCUCCUCCCAGCUGUUGUUCUUCCAUGUCACCCCAAGCUUGUAUAAGGAAUGCAUUCACUUGGACUUCUGGGUCCAAGUCUUAGCUCAUCGGAAACUUGCUUGGAAACAAACUACCUAUGGUCUGGUAGCUGCCAAGCUCCUGGUUUCCUGUCAGGGUUACCUUGUGUUCCUAGCACCAGCCCCCUCCCUGACCCUUGCCUACCUGUCUACCUGUUCCCAGUCCUCUUCCGGGUUGUGCAAUAACCCUCCCAACCAGUGGUCUUUCCCACAGGCCUUCGUCCCUUGCUGUAUUGGGCAGAGUGGGAGAGAGAGGACCCAUGGGAGGGGUAGUCGUCAUCCCUUGUACCAGAGUCAGCCUCCUCCCUUGUCGCUGUCAUUCUCGUGGUCCGGGUGGGUUGCUGUGGCAGUCUUCUAGAAUGUGUAGCAUUGUCUUAGAGAUCCUUAUUUUUUUUUUUUAAAUGUGUUGAAAGGAAAAACAAAAUCCUCAGGCUGGGACAUUAUCCCUGUCUGGGAAUAGGGUCCGCUCUGGUGUUGCCAGCAUCACCCUCACCACGGAAGGCAUUCCAGAGUUUUUGUCCCUGUGGGGAGGAUGGAGAUUAUAUCCAAGAAUCAGCCACAGUGGUGAGCGCUGCCCCCCACCCUCCCACCCAGGACCUGGCUGUGACCGUGAGUGCUGUCCUUCUUUGGGGCACAGAUUGGCGUGUGAGGAAACCUCACUUUUCAGUUACCCUGUUUAACAAAACACCUGGAGGAUGAGAAGAGGAGCUGGUGCCCUGGGCAACGCAGAAUGCAAGUGUGGACACAUGGACUGUUUCUCUACGUUAACCUGUUCGUGUUAUGGACCAAAUUCAACAAGGAACUCAAGGAAAAUGUGUAACUGAGUAUUUAUGCUUUCGUAUAAAACAGUUGGGGGGAGGGGUGUCUUUUUACUUUUGGUGAAUUUUUUUUUUCAAAGUCCUUUUUGCGCUGUUUCUCUCUGGUUUUUGGAAACAAGCUACAGUUUUGUAUGGAUUUUUUAAAAUGUAAUUUUGGAACAAAUGAUCAAAUAUUUUCUGAAAUACCUGAAUAAAGAGCAUAGAAUUAUUGGUCAUAACCA
Alexandromys fortis (reed vole) is the source of this 6228-nucleotide messenger RNA. It is a transcript of the gene Tram2, whose product is annotated as translocation associated membrane protein 2. NCBI's taxonomy places the organism in Eukaryota, Metazoa, Chordata, Mammalia, Rodentia, Cricetidae. The transcript is spliced from 11 exons. Bases 123 to 1235 code for a protein of 370 amino acids. Gene Ontology annotation, biological process: SRP-dependent cotranslational protein targeting to membrane, translocation; protein insertion into ER membrane. Gene Ontology annotation, cellular component: endoplasmic reticulum membrane. The record is from RefSeq and is a predicted model, not a curated record.